Messenger RNA from Cinara cedri, 2359 nucleotides. NCBI's taxonomy places the organism in Eukaryota, Metazoa, Arthropoda, Insecta, Hemiptera, Aphididae. The record is from the annotation of a GenBank genome assembly.
AUGGAAGACAUCAAUAACUACAGUGAGUCCUAUCCCUAUGGAUUUGAAUUCGACUUAGGGGAAGAAACAGCGUUCUACCACGGUGAAUCGCAAGUGCAAUAUAAUGAGGCCGUAUCUGUGCCAUCAUUUGAUAAUUCGUAUGCCAAAGAAACGAGUAGUUCUGUUAUUGAACAGGGACAGUUAAUGGAUUUGAACGAUUUGAUAAAGAAGAUAGAAAAGUUAAGAUUAGAAGAAAUUGCUCUAACUCACCGUAAAAACAACGGGUUGGUGUUACUAACCGAAUUUUCCGAAAAAGGGUUGAUAUCGGUAAGAGAAGACACUAUAUUAUACAAUGUUGUCAAUAUUAUAUAAUAAAAUAAUAAAGUGAAAAAAAAAUUAUAGUCAAUUCAUUUAUACAAAUCUAAUGAAGGAAAUAAUAUUAUUUAAUAAUUUGCUGUAAUUCUACUGUUGGAAUUAGUGUUGGUGGCUCAUUAUUUUUCGAAAAAAGUGUAACCAUACGUGUAUUAUUCAUAUCAUUACAAUUAAGCUUUGCAUACUUAUUUUCUGUAACUAUCUAUAAUUAUUUCAUGUGCAAUGGUGGUUUUAUAUCCAGGGGGUGGAUAAGUUAUACCAAUUCCCCCGAAAUGUCUUCAAUAACUACUUUUUAAGUAUUUAUUUAUUACAAUUUAUUGUUUUUUAAGUGAAUGAAAUGAAUGAGAGGACUAUAAAAUUAACUCACUGCUCUGAGAUUUACAUCUGGUUGCGUCACUGUGCAAUGGCAUUAUUGAAAAGGAAUAAAAAUAUUAAUUUUCAAAAAAAAAAAAUUUGGGAACAAUUGAAAUAAGAACAUAAUAUAACAUAUGUAGAGCAUCUGUCAUCACGACUAAAUUUUAUAUACAGAUUUCGAAUAAACCAUCUCUCCUGGUUAACUGCUGUUUUUCUUUAUCCCAGACUAUUAGAUAAAUUAAUACGAUACGUAUAUCUGUAAUCAUAAAUAAUACAAAUAUCGGAAUUUCUUAUGUUUAGAGCCAAACGGAGUUUUCAACGACAGCUGAAACUCCGAGUGAAUUACGUGCAGUAUACGAAAAUCUAUUAUGGAAAUUCAAGGAAACAAAAGAAUCAUGGUUCAGAAAAGAGAAAAAUCUAAAGGAAGAGAUAAAGCUUAAAACCGAAUAUUUAGAAUCGAUGCGCGAAAAAUGUUCCAAUCUUGCCAUCAACCAGGACGAAUUGGAAUUAAGCGCCGGUUUGAAAAUGGUUCAUCCAAAAACCGGGAAAAAACUUGACCGUGACGUAAGCUCUAUAAUGUAACAUAAUGUUUAUAUUUAUUGUCAUUUUUACGAUUUCAACAGAAGGAAAAGAAGAUUACAAGACACAUAAUAUAUUUUGCAUACAUCCCUCUUCCUCAUUUCUAUUCAAUGCAAAUUAUGUCACAGCGGCAAAUAUACGAUUCCGUACGUUUAUACCUUUUUGCUUUUUGAAAAAAUGUUUAUUUUUGCAACCUGACCCUUAAAUUAGUAUACAAAUUAGCGGAACUUUGCCAUCGCGUACGAAGUCUGGUUCCACAAUGUUUACACACAAAACAUAUUUAUAGUUUUUAAUAUCAAUUACCACCUAGGUAGGUAUACUUGCAAGUCUUUCUAUUGCACCGCGGAGCAUCACAACCUAAAUAUUCGAAAAUAUCGGGUUUACACUCAAAAAUUUCAAAAAUCAGAAUUUGAAUAUAUGUAAAAUUUAAAAAAAAAACACCUUGUAUAUAUUGAAGUAAUAAUAUUGGCAAUUUGUCAUGGUUGUAGAUAGAUAGUUUAAUGAGAAAUCAACAACAUACAUCGAUAUAAAGGUUAUAACGACUAAGUUGUAUUACAUAAAACAUAAUACAUAAUACAAAAAUGAGGUUAGGUUACACAUUGAUAACACUAUUAUUUUAAAUAUGUUAUAUGCUCCCUUUUUUUUUUUUUUUACAAUGAAAAUAAUUUAAUAAAUUAGGUAUUAUAAUAGGUGCACAAUAAUAACAUAGUAACAAAGUAAACAUUUUUUUUUAAAUUAUUUCUCUAAAUAAUAAAACAUUAUUUUAAAUAAUAUUACCUAGUGCAGUAACUCAACAUCAACAACAAAACAAAGAUUUCAUUAUAUUUUUUACUGUUAAGUAUUAAUAAUAUAAAUAACCAUUUUUCCUGUUAACACUACCACUAAAUGUUACCAUUAGAUCAAUCUUUGUAGGAGUUUCACUUUGUACUAUCAAUUCUAUUUCAUUCAUCUACCUCCUCCUUACUUGUCUACUUGUACAUCUGAAUCUCUUGCCAUCAUUGCUGACCAACCAGUACAACCUUGGAGUUUUUCCUCUUUUUUCGAUUACCCUCUGGAAUCCACAACUGGUUCUUAA